UGCUCUCAGUUCGACACAAUCUACGGAUUGCGUCGCAUGUGGUACCAACGGGAAGUAUAACAAUAAUCGUGGCAUUGAGAAGUUUCGAUAUUCACUUAUUAUUAUAAAUAGAUAUUAUAAAUAGAUAUCGGUAAGUACCUACCUAUGGAGAAUUUGGAAGAUUUCCUACCUCAAAACAGAGAAACGUCGUUGGUGUUCUUUGUAAAUGGGAAAAAGGUUAUAGAGCCUUCUCCGAAUCCAGAAUGGACGUUAUUGUGGUAUUUACGGAGAAAGCUUCAGCUGACUGGAACAAAGUAUGGCUGUGGCGAAGGUGGCUGCGGUGCUUGUACGGUCAUGAUAUCACAAUACUUACAACCGGAAAAACGCGUCAAGCAUAUAGCGGUAAAUGCCUGUUUGAUGCCAUUAUGCGCAAUACACGGCUUUGCUGUUACUACGGUUGAAGGAAUUGGCAACACGCAAGACAGAUUACAUCCUGUGCAAGAGAGGAUAGCUAAGGCUCAUGGUUCUCAGUGUGGAUUUUGCACGCCAGGCAUUGUUAUGUCCAUGUAUGCCUUGCUUAGAAAUAAAUCUAAAAUUGACUAUGACGACAUUGAAACGGCGCUACAAGGCAAUUUGUGCAGAUGCACUGGAUAUAGACCUAUCGUUGAGGGAUUUAAAACUUUUAUGGAAGCAUGGGAAGGCGUUAACAAUGUAAAAGGUCAAAACAAGCCUUGCUCAUUGGGCAAUGAUUGCUGUCGAUUGAAGAAGGAUGAUGAUGAGGAACUGUUUACAAAAUCGAAAUUCUUGCCCUACAGCCCAACGCAGGAACCAUUAUUCCCUCCUGAAUUAGUAUUAGAACAUGAUAGAUAUGCUAAAAGCUUUUUGAUUUUUAGAGGUGAAAACGUUACGUGGGUUCGACCGCAAACACUUGAAGAAUUACUUUUUAUUAAAAGCAAGUUUCCGGAGACUAAAAUUGUAGUAGGUAAUACGGAAAUAGGAGUGGAAGUAAAAUUUAAAAAGAAAAUCUAUCCAAUACUACUCUCCCCGUCAGCGAUAGAGGAAAUGAAUAAAAUAUCCGUAACAGACAAGAAAAUUGUUAAAGUUGGUGCUGCUGUGACUUUGACAGAAUUACAAGACUUUUUAAAAGAUUACAUUCAAGAGAAUAGUGCGGGUACGAAAACCUUUAAAGCUAUCGUAGAUAUGUUGCAUUGGUUUGCAGGGAGUCAAGUUCGUAAUGUUGCAUCUCUAGUUGGUAAUAUUAUGACCGCUAGUCCAAUAUCAGAUUUGAAUCCAAUACUUAUGGCUUGUUCUUCUUUACUUACAAUUUCAAGCCUGGAUAAAGGUACCCAAAAAGUGAUAAUAGACCAAUCAUUUUUCACUAGUUACAGAAAAGUAAAAGUUACAGAUAAUCAAGUAGUUCUAGCGGUGGACAUUCCUUUAACAGAAGAAACGCAGUAUUUUAAAGCUUACAAACAAGCUAGACGAAGAGAUGAUGACAUAUCUAUAGUAACGGCAGCAUUUAAUGUUAAAUUAGAUAAACAUACGAAUAUAGUCAGUGAAGCAAAAUUGUGUUAUGGAGGUAUGGGUCCUACGACAAUAUGUGCUGAAAAAUCUUCUGAUAAAAUAAAAGGUUGCUACUGGAAUAAGGAUUUAAUUAAAAUAGUAUUUGAUUCUCUGAAUGAGGAAUUACAGCUAGAUAGUUCUGCACCAGGAGGAAUGGCUGCAUAUCGCAAAUCUCUUUGUCUUAGCUUAUUUUUUAAGUUCUAUAUUUACGUUUUGAAUAAAGUAAAUAAUAAUGAAAUAAAAAACAUUGACGAUUCUAGGGCUUACAAAGUAUUCAGUUCUACUCCAAAAAGCAUGCAAUGUUUUGAAAUAAAAGAGAAUAAUAAAAACAGUUGUGAUACCAUUGGAAAACCCAUUCCGCAUGCAUCUGCGUUAAAACAUGCGACAGGUGAAGCGAUAUAUUGUGACGAUAUGCCUAUUUUAAAUGAAGAACUAUUUCUCUGUUUAGUAUUUAGUACCGAGUCACAUGCAAGAAUAACAUCUCUUGACCCUAGUAAGGCUUUGUUAGAUCCCGAUGUGGUAGCGUUUUUUUCAGCAUCUGAUUUACCGAAAGAACGAAACUAUUUCGGUCCUAUAUUUAAGGAUGAAGAAAUUUUUGCGAAAGAAAUAGUGACUAGUCGUGCUCAUGUAAUAGGAGCAAUAGUUGCCAAGACUGAAAGUGCAGCACGGAAAGCUAAAGAUUUAGUAAACGUAACCUAUGAAAAAUUGAAACCUGUAAUUGUAACUAUUGAAGAUGCCAUAAAUCACGGUUCCUUUUAUUCUGGUUAUCCACAUAAAUUAGAAAAAGGCAAUAUCGAAGAAGCAUUUAAAGGAUCAAAUUAUAUCAGGGAUGGUUAUAUUAGGACUGGAGCACAAGAACAUUUUUAUUUAGAAACCGUAUCAGCUUUCGCAACGAGAAAAGAAGAUGAAUUAGAAAUUAUUUGUACUUCUCAAAAUCCUGCGGAGAUUGCACUUUUAGCUGCAGAAGCACUUGCAAUACCAAAUCACAAAGUUGUAGCAAAGGUCAAAAGAAUAGGAGGUGGGUUUGGUGGCAAAGAAUCAAGGCCAUCGCUUUUAGCUUUGCCAGUGGCUAUUGCCGCGUAUAAAUUAAAAAAGCCGGUACGCGCGGUGUUUGAUAGAGAUGAAGAUAUGCAAGUUACCGGUCAUCGACAUCCAUUUCUAAUUAAAUACAAGGUGGCUUUUGAUAAUAACGGUAAAAUCUUAGGUGCUAUUUUUGAUAUUUACGCAAAUGCUGGUAGCUCCAUGGAUAUAUCAUGUUCGAUGAUUGAAAGGGCCUCAUUCCAUGUGGAUAAUUGUUAUUAUAUACCAAACAUACGAGUAAACGGAUAUCUCUGUAAAACAAAUAUGCCAUCAAAUACUGCUUUCAGAGGAUUUGGUUCACCAAAAGCAAUGUUAGGUGCAGAAGCUGUGAUACGCGAUAUUGCCAGUACAUUAGGUAAAAGCUACGAAGAAAUCGCAACAAUUAAUCUUUAUAAAGAAGGAGAUUUAACACAUUUUAAUCAAAGUCUAAAAUAUUGCACUAUAUCUCGAUGCUGGCAUGAAUGUAUAGAUAGUUCCAGUUAUUGGCAAAGAAAAAAAAUGGUUGAAGAAUAUAACAGGUCAAACCGAUGGCAAAAGAAAGGCCUUGCUAUGGUGCCCACAAAAUACGGUAUUUCUUUUGGAGUCGAUGUAUUAAUGCAAGGUGGAGCAUUACUAAUAAUUUACAAAGAUGGUUCUGUUCUUUUGUCAAUUGGUGGAAUAGAAAUGGGGCAAGGGUUAUUUACAAAAAUGAUCCAAGUUGCAUCUAAGGCUUUAAAUGUUGAUAUAUCCAAAAUUCAUAUAAAUGAAAUGGCAACUGAUAAAGUCCCAAAUAGUGUACCAACUGCUGCAAGCGUUAGUUCUGACCUGUAUGGAAUGGCUGUGAUAAAUGCGUGCAAUAUUUUAAAUGAAAGAUUGGAACCUUUCAAAAUCCAGAAUCCUGAUGGCAAAUGGGAAGAUUGGGUUUCUGCCGCACAUUUGAACAGAGUUAAUCUCUCAGCCACUGGAUUUUACGCAGCCCCUAAAAUAGAGUACAAUCGCGAAAAAAAUUAUGGCGAUUUGUUUGAAUACUUUACAUAUGGUGUAGCAUGCUCUGAAGUUAUUAUCGAUUGCUUAACUGGCGAUCAUCAAGUCCUUAGAACAGAUAUUGUAAUGGACUUGGGGGAAAGUUUAAACCCCGCAAUUGACAUUGGUCAAAUUGAAGGAGCAUUUAUCCAAGGAUACGGAUUUUACACAAUGGAAGAGAUGUUGUUUUCUCCUACCGGUGAAGUUUUGUCAAGGGGGCCAGGAACUUAUAAAAUACCUGGAUUUUCAGAUAUCCCUAAGGAAUUUAAUGUAUCACUUUUAAAAGGUGCUCCGAAUCCACGCGCUGUCUAUUCUUCUAAGGCUGUUGGAGAACCUCCUCUUUUCCUGGCUGCUUCAGUUUUCUUUGCAAUCAAGGAAGCUAUUAAAUCUGCACGUAAAGAUGCUGGAUUUUAUUCGGAUUUCACAUUGGAAGUGCCUGCUACUUGUGCAAGAAUUAGAAUGGCUUGUGAAGAUCAUAUUACAGAACAAGUAAAGCCAACAAUCAAAGCUGGAGGCCAACCGUGGAACGUUACUUCUUAGGAAACCCUAAAUUCAGUACUUUUCCGCUGAUGUUAUAAUAAGUACCUGUAAAAAAAAUGUUUUAAUUACGUCAUUAGAUAGGCAAAUGACUUUGGUAGUUAUUUAUAGUGAAAAAAUAACUCAUUGGGAUAUUUCGUAAUAAUGUAUACGUAAAUAUACAAUUAAUAGAUACAUUAGGUAAUCAAAACAUAUUAUGGUGAAAUGACAGACUGGAACAUUCCGAUACUAAUAUUAUACGAAUUUCAUAAUAGUUAAAUUAAAUUAAGAAAUAUUUACUUAAAUAAGUUUUGUUGCAGUCGUCCUUGAAAGUACGAGCCACUCGCACAUUUUAAAAAUGCUUCAUUCUUCUAGUUUUACUAUUAAUAAUCAUCACAAACGAUUUAUAUAUUUGUAGCCAAAGCCGACCACUGUGGCCGAGUGCGCCUUUGAGAAUAUUAUAGGGAACUCACGUAAAUUGAAACCUACCUACUUAUUUAUGUAUUUAUUGUCAUUAUUAGUGGUGGUGGUAGCAUUACAACUUGUAAUAAACCUUUUCAACACUUUUGAGGCUUGUUAUAAAAUAAAACGCUGUUAAUAUAUUUUUUUAUUUGUGCCAUUUUAAUCCUCUUUUUUUACUUUGAACACAGACUUUCAUAGAUCUUCCAAUAAAAAGAAAUUAAAGACAAAAUAAUAAUAAUCCACCGCAAUGAUAAGAGAAUUUAUAAAUAUGUUGGAUAUUGAGAAAACCGGAAAGGACAGGAUUGAAACUAACGCAGUUUUUCGAAAUCCGAAAUUAUCUUAGCUAGGUAUGGGUAUAAUAUUCUCGUACAUUAACCAGAUAAAACUUAACUGCCUAAAAAUAUUUACGUCUAACCUAACUUUCGAUUUUGGUAUUAAAUCUAUUAAAGGAAUGUGAAAUU
This is a messenger RNA of Pararge aegeria (speckled wood butterfly), 5063 nucleotides long. It is a transcript of the gene Xdh2, whose product is annotated as xanthine dehydrogenase-like. The coding region runs from base 145 to 4164 and encodes 1339 amino acids. The transcript has 8 exons. Gene Ontology annotation, molecular function: FAD binding; xanthine dehydrogenase activity; 2 iron, 2 sulfur cluster binding. The record is from RefSeq and is a predicted model, not a curated record. NCBI's taxonomy places the organism in Eukaryota, Metazoa, Arthropoda, Insecta, Lepidoptera, Nymphalidae.